AUUCUGCCCAGCAAACACCACCCGUCCUAUCUAUACAAUGCAGAUCCUUAGAGAAGAUGUCGAGCUCCGGUAGCAGCGUUAUCCGCUCUGCAAUCGCUUCAGCAUCGUGAGUCCAGACAAGCAUUGCGGUGAACACUCAUCUCUCGCGCCGAAUGGCUGCGACCGUUCUUGGGCCCCUCCGCCAUGCUGCGAAGGGCGCCGGAACCUGCUCGAUUGAUGCGCUGCGGACGCCACCUAUGACAAGGUCGUGUCUACGGGCCCUGGCACUGGAAAGAGCAAGGACACAAAGAACAACUUCACAAGGCCGCCGGUAUCAUUCAUCCCUCACGACAGAUGCGAGCACAGCGUCCUCCGUCUCUGCCUCUGAAGUCACACACUUCUCCCGCCUGGCUUCCUCGUGGUGGGAUCCUCACGGCCCUUCUCGCCUGCUCCAUCUAAUGAACCCUCUCCGCCACGACUUUAUCCGCUCGUGCCUGCAGAGGCCUUCCCCAGAUACCUGCCUCUCCGAACCAGACAUCGAGGACGCAAAUGAGAAGAGACGGUCAUAUCUGGACGUUGGCUGUGGCGGGGGCAUCUUCGCUUCUUCCGCCGCUCGCCUUCCCACGACCUCGCGCGUGACAGCCAUCGAUCCCACCGAGAGUGUCAUACAGGUCGCAAAGGAGCACCAGCGCUCGGACCCGGCGCUCGCAGCUCCGGGGAAGCUCGAAUAUCGCAACUGCGCCAUCGAAGACCUGCCCGACGGGGCAACAUACGACGUGUUGACCGUGUUCGAGGUCCUCGAACAUAUCGACUCGCCUUCGUCCUUUCUCGAAACCGCAAUCCCCCACCUGAAGCCCGGCGGGUGGCUCAUCGGCUCGACAAUCUCUCGCUCACCCGUCGCCUAUCUCACGACGAAGCUCAUCGCCGAAGCACCCCUGAUAGGUGUGGUGCCGAGGGGCACGCACGAUUGGAACAAGUACAUCAACCCGCCGGAGUUGAGGGGGUAUUUCGAGUCCGGCAGAGCGCCGGGACGGUGGGGAGAGUUUGUCACGCAAGGAGUCGUCUACGUCCCGGCCCUCGGGUGGCGGUUUGUCCAGGGCAGCGAGGAGUUUGGGAAUUACUUCUUUGGCGUGCAGAAGCUGGAAUGAGAAGAGGAGAAAAAGAGGCCGACUCAACUGACCUCAGGGCAGUCGACACUAUUGAUUGACCGCUGAGCCUUGGUUUCUUAUGGUGCAGAGUAUCCGAAGAAACAAUGCCAUCCAUCACCCAACUGUAUCAACACCACGUACGUUCGGCUCGAGCAGCAAUUUGAUGAAAUUCAAUCUUCAAGCCCGCCAUGUAUAUAUCAUCUUUGGGCCACGGAAACGUCGAGAUAUCAACGUAUCACCACGACCUUGGAAAAGCCGGCGAGCAGCAGGGCAAAGAAAAAGGAAAUCAUACCAUGUACUAUUACCACUACCUGUGAUGGAAACAGAAGGAUCCCGGCGCGGGAGGGAGAAUAGAACACGGGGGACGUCUGAGAUGUCUUUUUACCCCACAAUUCCAUGUACAUCGAUCCAUGAAGAAGAGGACUGGUUGCAGUACAGUCGAGGGUAUCAAAGUUAUUGAAUCCAACUCCCUUCACCUGUUGGAUUAUACAAUCCUAUUUCCCAAGAGUGACAUGACAGCCAAGAUGAUGGACGCCCAGUGGUAGCAUA
Cladophialophora immunda is the source of this 1676-nucleotide messenger RNA. Its product is annotated as 3-demethylubiquinone-9 3-O-methyltransferase. Gene Ontology annotation, molecular function: 2-methoxy-6-polyprenyl-1,4-benzoquinol methyltransferase activity. Lineage: Eukaryota; Fungi; Ascomycota; Eurotiomycetes; Chaetothyriales; Herpotrichiellaceae. The transcript has a single exon. The record is from RefSeq and is a predicted model, not a curated record. Gene Ontology annotation, biological process: ubiquinone biosynthetic process. Bases 153 to 1127 code for a protein of 324 amino acids.